AACGGGCCCCCAGACCUCAUGUUGGACCCCAGGACGGUGUGCGUUUGUAUGGACGAGGUGGUCAACAAACAGCGGGCGGGCAGCCAGCAGACGCCGCUGCUGCAGGGACACCUGAAGAAGGUGGAAAACAACCUGACGGAGGCCCAGAGGUUCUCCUCUUUACCACGGAGACCGGCAGUCAACAUCGAGUUCAAGGACGUGUCAUACUCCGUCAGAGACAGCCCCUGGUGGAGGAAAAAAGGUUUCAAGAAUCUGCUCAAAGGGAUCUCUGGGAAGUUCACCAGUGGGAACCUGGUGGCCAUCAUGGGGCCCUCAGGAGCCGGGAAGUCCACACUGAUGAACAUCCUGGCCGGGUACAGGGAGACGGGGAUGAAGGGGGAGAUCCUCAUCAACAGUCAGCCCAGAGACCUGCGCUCCUUCAGGAAGGUUUCCUGUUACAUCAUGCAGGACGACAUGCUGCUGCCUCACCUCACCGUGCAGGAGGCCAUGAUGGUCUCAGCCAACCUGAAGCUGCAGGAGAAGAAGGAGGCUCGCAGUGAGAUGGUCAGGGACAUCCUGAUGGCUCUCGGGCUACUGGACUGUGCUAAAACCAGGACGUCUCACCUGUCGGGGGGGCAGAGGAAGAGACUGGCCAUCGCUCUGGAGCUCGUCAACAACCCGCCCGUCAUGUUCUUCGAUGAGCCCACCAGUGGUCUGGACAGCUCGUCUUGUUUCCAGGUUGUGUCUCUCCUGAAGGCUCUCGCUCAGGGAGGACGAACCGUCAUCUGCACCAUCCACCAACCGAGCGCCAAACUGUUUGAACUCUUCGACAAGCUGUACGUCCUCAGUCAGGGUCAGUGUAUCUACAGGGGGAAGGUCUCCAGUCUGGUUCCUUACCUGAGAGACCUCGGACUCAACUGCCCAACAUACCACAACCCUGCAGACUUCGUGAUGGAGGUGGCGUCCGGAGAGUACGGGGAUCAGAUGGUCCGCCUGGUGAAGGCCGUGCAGGACAGGAAGUGUGAGGCGGAGCAUCAGACGGAGCUGAACGGGGACACAAACCUCCACCCGUUCCUAUGGCAGCGCACAGAGGAGGAGAGCUCGUCCUCUGAAGGCUGUCACAGUUUCUCUGCCAGCUGCAUGACUCAGUUCUUCAUCCUGUUCAGGAGAACGUUCCUCAGCAUCCUGCGAGACUCUGUCCUGACUCACCUGAGGAUCUCGUCCCACGUCGGGAUCGGCGUUCUGAUUGGCUUGCUGUACCUCGGCAUCGGGAACGAGGCCAAGAAGGUUCUCAGCAACUCGGGCUUCCUCUUCUUCUCCAUGUUGUUCCUCAUGUUCGCUGCUCUGAUGCCCACCGUGCUCACCUUUCCUCUGGAGAUGGGAGUUUUUCUGAGGGAACACCUGAACUACUGGUACAGUCUGAAGGCUUAUUACCUGGCUAAAACCAUGGCUGACGUCCCCUUCCAGGUAGUGUUCCCCGUGGUGUACUGCAGUAUCGUAUACUGGAUGACCGCUCAGCCUCCCGACGCCGGUCGCUUCUUCCUCUUCCUGUCUCUGGGGGUCCUGACCUCUCUGGUGGCUCAGAGUCUGGGUCUGCUGAUCGGAGCUGCGUCCACCUCGCUGCAGGUGGCAACGUUUGUGGGUCCGGUAACAGCGAUCCCGGUUCUCCUGUUCUCUGGGUUCUUCGUCAGUUUCGACACCAUACCCUGGUACCUGCAGUGGAUGUCCUACAUCUCCUACGUCAGGUACGGCUUUGAGGGCGUCAUCCUGUCCAUCUACGGCCUGGACCGGGAGGAUCUGCACUGUGACGAAGACGACACCUGUCACUUCCAGAAGUCUGAGGCCAUCUUGAAGGAGCUGGACAUGCUGGACGCCAAACUUUACCUGGACUUCAUCAUCCUCGCCAUCUUCUUCUUCUCUCUGAGGCUCAUGGCGUACUUUGUGCUGCGCUACAAGAUCAACGCUGAGAGGUAGACCAGGAGGAGGUCCAGCAUUUAGACCAGGACAAACCGUUAGGCCAAAGUUAGCCUGUAGCUGUGGAGUUUGUCUACAUGUGGACUGUGAAUCGACUCUGGGCUGGCUGAUAAAAACCGACACCAGGAAGAGACGAGACCAGGUUUGGACGAAUGUUUAAUGUCUCUGAGUGUCUUUAGAGGGGGUGAGGACACGUCCUGCAGGGACAGGAGCUGGUCUCUUGACUCCUGAAGGCUUAACUGUGCCACAGCCUGAAGGACCCCGACAACACGACACAAACAGCGCAACAAAACUGGAGAACAGAGUUUCCUUCAGAAUAAAAGCCUCUGAGAUUCAGUUUGUUUAAAAGUCUCAGGAUGGAGACGACUUGUAUGUUAAAUUAGUAAAUCUGUGAGCUGAGAACGCUGUGGACUCACAGACAGCGUGUAACUAAGACUGUUAACAAUAAAGUAAAGACCAGAGAGUUUCCUGAUGUUCAA
Labrus bergylta (ballan wrasse) is the source of this 2432-nucleotide messenger RNA. NCBI's taxonomy places the organism in Eukaryota, Metazoa, Chordata, Actinopteri, Labriformes, Labridae. The record is from RefSeq and is a predicted model, not a curated record.